GAAGGCGGGAGAGUCCAGGGGACGCUGGGAACGGGCGGGGUUCUCUUCCCCGGCCCUUCCCGGUAUUAGGAGCACACAAACGCGGCAGACCAACUAAAAGCAAGAGAUACAGAGAGGGCUGUCUUCACCCUGCUCAUCAGUGCACACAGGAGGCCGGCAAGUACUGAAAUCUGGGGGUUUAAUUGGCUUGUCUUUUGCCACGAGCGCGCACACGGACGCGCGGCAGCGCGCACGGCCCCUCGCACGGUGCGUCUCGCGAGACUUGACUCGCGCCCGCGAUCUGGGUGUUUGUGUUUGCUCCGGGACCCUCUUUGCCGCGCUCCUGCUCUCCUCCCCCUGCCUCUGCCUUCUCCAGCACUGCAGCCCCGCUUUGCAUCACCAUGGGCUUCCUAAAACUGAUCGAAAUCGAGAAUUUCAAGUCAUACAAGGGUAAGCAGAUAAUCGGGCCCUUCCAGAGGUUCACGGCCAUUAUUGGGCCUAACGGCUCAGGGAAGUCCAAUCUUAUGGACGCUAUCAGCUUCGUGCUGGGCGAAAAGACUAGCAAUCUGCGGGUAAAGACUUUGCGGGAUCUGAUCCACGGGGCCCCUGUGGGCAAACCGGCUGCCAAUCGGGCGGCGGUCAGCAUGGUGUAUUCUGAGGACAGUGGGGAGGACCGCACCUUUGCCCGGAUAAUUGUGGGGGGCUCUUCCGAGUAUAAAAUCAACAACAAGGUGGUCCAGCUGCUUGAAUACAGCCAGGAGCUGGAGAAACUGGGUAUCCUCAUCAAAGCUAGGAACUUCCUGGUGUUCCAGGGCGCCGUGGAAUCUAUUGCUAUGAAGAACCCCAAGGAGCGCACAGCCUUGUUUGAGGAGAUCAGCCGCUCGGGGGAACUGGCCCAGGAAUAUGACAAGAGGAAGAAGGAGAUGGUGAAGGCUGAGGAGGAUACCCAGUUCAAUUACCACAGGAAGAAGAAUAUUGCAGCUGAGCGCAAAGAAGCCAAGCAAGAGAAGGAGGAGGCUGAUCGCUACCAAAGGCUGAAAGAUGAGGUCGUGCGUGCGCAGGUGCAGCUGCAGCUGUUCAAACUGUAUCACAAUGAGAUGGAGAUUGAGAAACUAAAUAAGGAGCUCACUUCCAAGAACAAAGAGAUUGACAAGGAAAAGAAGCGUAUGGACAAGGUGGAAGAAGAGCUGAAGGAAAAGAAAAAAGAGCUGGGCAAAAUGAUGCGGGAGCAGCAGCAGAUUGAGAAGGAGAUAAAGGAGAAAGACUCAGAGCUUAAUCAGAAGCGGCCCCAAUACAUCAAGGCCAAGGAAAAUACUUCACAUAAGAUAAAGAAGCUGGAAGCUGCUAAGAAAUCUCUGCAGAAUGCCCAGAAACAAUACAAGAAGCGGAAGGGAGAUAUGGAUGAACUAGAAAAGGAAAUGGUGUCAGUGGAGAAGGCAAGGCAGGAGUUUGAAGAUCGAAUGGAGGAAGAGAGUCAGAGCCAGGGGAGAGACCUGACUCUGGAGGAGAACCAAGUGAAGAAGUACCACAGGCUGAAGGAAGAGGCCAGCAAAAGAGCAGCCACCUUGGCCCAGGAGCUAGAAAAGUUCAACAGGGACCAGAAGGCUGACCAGGACCGGCUGGACUUGGAGGAGAGAAAGAAAGUUGAGACAGAGGCCAAGAUCAAACAGAAACUUCGUGAAAUUGAGGAGAAUCAGAAGCGAAUUGAGAAGCUGGAAGAAUACAUAACCACCAGCAAGCAGUCUCUGGAGGAACAGAAAAAACUAGAGGGGGAACUAACUGAGGAAGUUAAGCUUGCUAAACAGCGUAUUGAUGAAAUCAAUAAGGAGCUGAAUCAAGUGAUGGAGCAGCUUGGUGAUGCCCGCAUAGACCGACAGGAGAGUAGCCGGCAGCAACGCAAGGCAGAGAUCAUGGAGAGCAUCAAACGCCUCUAUCCAGGUUCUGUGUAUGGCCGUCUCAUUGAUCUAUGCCAGCCAACACAGAAGAAGUACCAGAUUGCUGUGACUAAGGUGCUGGGCAAAAAUAUGGAUGCUAUCAUUGUGGACUCUGAGAAGACUGGCCGGGACUGUAUCCAGUACAUCAAGGAGCAGCGUGGAGAGCCUGAGACCUUCUUGCCACUUGACUACCUAGAGGUGAAACCAACAGACGAGAAGCUUCGGGAACUGAAGGGGGCCAAGCUGGUGAUUGAUGUGAUUCGCUAUGAGCCACCACACAUCAAGAAGGCCCUCCAGUAUGCCUGUGGCAAUGCUCUAGUAUGUGACAAUGUUGAAGAUGCCCGGCGCAUUGCCUUUGGUGGCCACCAGAGACACAAGACAGUGGCACUAGAUGGGACACUUUUCCAGAAGUCUGGUGUCAUCUCUGGGGGAGCAAGUGACCUCAAAGCCAAGGCCCGCCGCUGGGAUGAGAAAGCAGUUGACAAACUGAAGGAGAAGAAAGAGCGCCUAACAGAGGAGCUGAAGGAACAGAUGAAGGCCAAGCGGAAGGAGGCUGAGCUGAGGCAGGUGCAGUCCCAGGCUCAUGGCUUGCAAAUGCGGCUCAAGUACUCCCAGAGUGACCUGGAACAGACAAAGACCCGGCACCUUGCUCUCAACCUACAGGAAAAGUCCAAGCUGGAGAGUGAGCUGGCUAAUUUUGGACCACGUAUCAAUGACAUCAAGAGGAUUAUCCAGGGUCGGGAACGAGAGAUGAAAGACCUGAAGGAGAAAAUGAACCAGGUAGAGGAUGAGGUGUUUGAGGAAUUCUGCAGAGAGAUUGGAGUUCGCAAUAUUCGUGAAUUUGAGGAAGAGAAAGUAAAGCGACAAAAUGAAAUAGCCAAGAAACGGCUUGAGUUUGAGAACCAGAAAACUCGCCUGGGUAUCCAGCUAGAUUUUGAGAAGAACCAGCUGAAAGAAGACCAGGACAAGGUUCACAUGUGGGAGCAGACAGUAAAGAAGGAUGAGAAUGAAAUUGAAAAGCUCAAAAAGGAGGAGCAGAGACACAUGAAGAUCAUUGAUGAAACUAUGGCCCAGCUGCAGGACCUCAAAAACCAGCAUCUGGCAAAGAAAUCUGAGGUGAAUGACAAGAACCAUGAGAUGGAGGAGAUCCGUAAAAAGUUGGGUGGGGCCAACAAAGAAAUGACCCACCUGCAAAAAGAGGUCACAGCUAUAGAGACAAAGUUAGAGCAGAAGCGCAGUGACCGUCACAACCUACUGCAGGCUUGCAAGAUGCAGGACAUCAAGCUGCCCCUGGCUAAGGGCACCAUGGAUGACAUUAGUCAAGAAGAAGGGAGCUCCCAGGGGGAGGAGUCUGGGAGUGGCUCACAGCGUACAUCCAACAUCUAUGCCCGUGAGGCCCUUAUUGAAAUCGACUACAGUGAUCUCUGUGAGGACCUAAAAGAUGCUCAGGCUGAAGAGGAAAUUAAGCAGGAAAUGAACACACUGCAGCAGAAGCUGACUGAACAGCAGAGUGUGCUGCAGCGCAUUGCAGCUCCCAACAUGAAGGCCAUGGAGAAACUGGAGAGUGUGCGUGACAAGUUCCAGGAGACAUCAGAUGAAUUUGAGGCAGCUCGAAAGCGAGCCAAGAAAGCUAAACAUGCCUUUGAGCAGAUCAAAAAGGAACGCUUUGACCGCUUCAAUGCCUGCUUUGAGUCCGUGGCCACCAACAUUGAUGAGAUCUACAAAGCCCUGUCCCGCAACAGCAGUGCUCAGGCUUUUUUGGGACCAGAGAACCCAGAGGAGCCCUACUUGGAUGGGAUUAACUACAACUGUGUAGCCCCUGGCAAGAGGUUCCGGCCCAUGGACAACCUGUCUGGUGGAGAAAAGACUGUAGCAGCCCUUGCUUUGCUCUUUGCCAUCCACAGCUACAAACCAGCCCCCUUCUUUGUUCUAGAUGAGAUUGAUGCAGCUUUAGAUAACACCAACAUUGGCAAGGUUGCCAACUACAUAAAAGAACAGUCAACUUGCAACUUUCAAGCCAUUGUCAUUUCACUGAAGGAAGAAUUUUAUACGAAGGCUGAGAGUCUGAUUGGUGUCUAUCCUGAGCAGGGGGACUGUGUGAUCAGCAAGGUACUGACAUUUGACCUUACCAAAUACCCAGAUGCCAACCCCAACCCCAAUGAGCAGUAGUGCAGUCUAGGGAAGGGGAGGGGUGGGACCUCAAAGCUGUAGGCCAGGGUUAGUUGCCUUAACUAUCUAUUUUGGUAAAGAAUCAUGUUGCAGGCCUACAAGAUGCAGGACAUCUACCCUAUUAUAGCGAAUCAUGGUCUUUAUGCCAUUAAAGGAAGCAUAAAGAAGUGUGUAAGAGGCGGGGUGUGCAUCCCUGCACUGGGGUGGAGGGAAGGUGAGCCAGGUUACUUCUCUCCACUCCUAUGGCUUCAUUAAGAAUUAUGUUGGAAAUCUUUCUUUUAGAUUAGGGGUUCUUAAUCUUGUGUCUGUGAACUUGUGUGUUUUUAAAAAUAUUUUGAUAAAUGUAUUUCAAUAUAAUUGGCUUUCUUUGUAUUUUAUUUCUAUGUAUUUUAUGCUUUUAAAAUCAGUAAUAUGGGAAGGGGUACAUAGGCUUCACCAGCCUGCAGAAGGGGUCCUUGAUACAAAGGUUUAGAUACCCAUACCCUGUUUUAGAAGGGGGGGAAAUUUCCAGUGCUUCCUGGAUACAUAUGGUUGUUGACAGUGUUUAUGGGCCUUCGUUCAAACCAAUCAUUUGAGUUUUGAUUUGAGUAUAUGCUUGCCUUCAGGAUAUCAUUUUCAUCACUAACACAUAACAGGCCCUUUAUUAUUCUUACUACUGAUUCUUUCAAGUCCUUAUGGAUUGAUGUCUGUAUUUUAUUUAGAUUUGCAUGGAAUAUAAUUACUUAGGCAAAGUCAUAUUCUACAGAAAAUUAGCCCAGACAACUCAUUUUCCAAAAACACCAGGUCCUGUCACUAAGUGAUUAAAUAAAACCCAGAGGCCAAAGCUAAAAUAAUAUGUUAUCAGUAGAAUUAAAGGGUUAAUUAAUUUACUAAGAAGGCCUUAGUUGUUGGUGAUGAAAAGCAAUGUGGUAUAAUAAAAGGAGCACUGAAAUAUAAGUUCUAAAUUUUCUCAAAAGGUAAAAGAGGAAUAAUAGUAAAGAAUGUCUCAAAACUUCUCAGUGCAGUUUUAAGCUAGUCAAGCUCAAAAACUUCACUAAGACUUUUGGACUUCCCUGUAUAUAUCCACACAUUGUCAUGAUGGUGUUCUUAUAAUCAUAUAAAAUAGAAAUUUGUAAAUAGUUAAACACUGUAUAAUUAUUAUAAGAGUUGCUUAAAGAGUAGAGUAUUACAACCCAAAAAACAUAGUCAUGUGAAUCACAGGCUUAAUAGUGUGACAUUGGUUCUUUUUCAUUCUUAGUGAUUUUCCUUAAUCAAUGUCACAAUCCUAGUUACUACCAAAGGGUGGAAUUUCAUUAUAUUUCUUUUCAGUUGUACAGCAAAAAGGCUACUUUAUCUGAAAAACUCCAGAUGAAAAAGUCACCUUACUUUAACAUCAGUUAUUAAUACAAACAACAGGAACACUAUAUAAUCAUAAGAAAUAUUUUGCUGUGUUUACUGCAAACUCAGCAGCAAGUUUAAAUUUAUGGGGAUAAGUUGUUUUCAGAUAAAUACAUAGCAGUUAGGAGGAUAAAAACGGUUGGCAAUGACUAUGGAAAACAGAACAAUGCAAUAUAAGCAGUUCAGGAUUUGAAAAAGGAGGACUUGGGUUAGGAUUUACUACUACUUAAUACCCAAAUAAUAUUUGGCAAGUUCCUUAACCUCUGGGCCUAAGUUUCCUCAAAUAUAAAAGGAGGAGGGGUUUGGACUAUGUCAUACUAGGGGUUCUUUCCAGUUCUAAAUCUAUGAGCAUAAGAAAAGGUUUAGAAAUUAAACCCAAAAUUAUGAUUGAGUCAUAAAAUAAUAGAAAUCCAAUAGGAUUUUUACAUACAGAAAUUCCAUUCAAAGUAAGUAGAAAAUGCACAAAAUACCAGGGAGUCAAUCUACUAGAUACUCUCCAGACUUAAAGGCAAAUUACAAAACACUGAAAAAAUAAAGAAUGACAAAUAACAAAAUUCAUUUGGAAGAACAAAAGAUGUAGAAUCCUAAAGAAAUAUGGAAAAGUAGAAAUGAUGGAUGAGUAGCACCUCCAGACCUUAUAUUAUAAAUCGGUAGUAGAUCCAUGAAACAGACUUAUAUAAGGAGUAAUCAGAAAUAAUCCAACCAAAUAACCCAGUAUUGAAUAAAUCUGAGACUUGAGAAACCACCCCGUAUUUGACAAGGAUUGCUGGGAAAAUUGGAAGGCAGUUUUGUACAAAUUAGUUUAAGACCAACAGCUUACAUAACAUAAUACAGUAAGUUCAAAAAUGGAUAUACAAACUUGAAUAUAAAAGGACAUCCAGGGCAGCUAGGUGGCUCAGUGGAUAAAGCACCAGCCCUGAAUUCAGGAGGACCCGAGUUCAAAUCCAGCCUCAGCCACUUGACACUUACUAGCUGUAUGACCCUGGGCAAGUCACUUAACCCUCACUGCCCCGCAAAAAAAUAAAAAAUAAAAAAGGACACCCAGUAAAAAACGAUGAGAUCAAGUAUACCUCACAAUUGAUGGUUAAAGGGAAUAUACUUAAAUAAUGUAUACAAGUGACUCUAAAGGAUAAAACAAUUUCAUUUACAUUAAUUUGAAAAGCUUUUGUAUGACACAGCUAGAAGAAAGAAGCAUUGAUUAGGAAAAAAAUUGUUUACAUCAAGUAGCUCAUAUAUAUGUGUGUGUAUAUAUGUCUAUGUGUGUGUGUAUAUGUAUAUAUGAGAUGCCACCAUAUGCUGUGAUUAUCAAAUGUAUAAGAUCAAUGGCUAAGUGAUCAAAGGAUAUGAAAAAUAUUUUAAAUAAGGUACUAUUUAUAUGCUAUUAACCAUAUGAAAAAUUGCUCCAAAUAACUAACAAUAAGAUAAAUGCAAAUCAAACAUUACCUUACAUCAUCCAGUAAAUUGGCAAAGAUAACAAAUACAGAAAUAUCCAAGUCAGUGGAGUCUAGUGGAUAUGUGAACUGAUCUAAGCAAUUUGGAAUUUUUUUUUAUUAUACCAAAAAAAAUUGACUAAAAUAUCCAUAUCCUUUGACCCAGAGAUCAUACUGUUUUGGCAUAUGCCAAGGAGGUAAAAAAAAGAGAAAUAUCUCAUUUAGCAAAGACCUGGAAGCAAAAUAGCUGUGAUAACAAACGUAAUGGGUUGUUUACUAUUCAGUAAGAUGAUGGAUAUGAAGAAUUAGAAAUGUGACUAUAUGAACUGAUAUGGAAUGAAAUUAAGUAGAAGAGAAGGAGAAAUGUACACAAAAACUAUGAUAACAUAAGUGGGGAAAAAAACAACUAAGAAAACAAACUGGUGCAGAGUUUUAUGAGAAACAGGUUUGACCUCAAAAAAAAAAAACAAAAAAAAAAACCCAGAAUAUGUACUUCCUUCCCUUCUUUUCAGAAGUGUGGGACAACAGGUUGCAAAACUACUUACACUGUCAGACAAAAUUGAUAUGUUGAUUGCUUUUCUUUUUAAUGUUAUAAGGGAUGGCUCCACAGUGGGAAAGGAGGAAGGGAUAUAUUGAGAAAUGAAAGUAUUCUAAAAUUCUUCAAAAUACUAAUAAAGUGAUUUAAAAAAAAAAAA
Messenger RNA from Dromiciops gliroides (monito del monte), 7584 nucleotides. It is a transcript of the gene SMC1A, whose product is annotated as structural maintenance of chromosomes 1A. The record is from RefSeq and is a predicted model, not a curated record. NCBI's taxonomy places the organism in Eukaryota, Metazoa, Chordata, Mammalia, Microbiotheria, Microbiotheriidae. Gene Ontology annotation, biological process: sister chromatid cohesion. The transcript has a single exon. Gene Ontology annotation, cellular component: nucleus; chromosome; cohesin complex. The coding region runs from base 381 to 4082 and encodes 1233 amino acids. Gene Ontology annotation, molecular function: ATP hydrolysis activity; protein binding; ATP binding.